AUGUCGCUUCGCUGCAUGUUGGGCUUCUGGGCCCUAGCCUUCUUGGGCACAGUAUCCAAUGCAACUUUAGUAGGCAAACGGGCCAUUCAGACACAGCCCAUCGAGAUUGUCAUAGGAUCGUCUACACAGUAUGAUACUCUAACAAGUACAUUUCUCGUGCGAACUGAUGCUACCUACACUGCCACUACCCCUGUUUAUGGACAUGGUGAAGCAAACACUACAUACAACAUUCCCCUCAUGGACUCUCGAGGGCUAUCAUGUGGGACUGUCAUGGUGGAAAGCCAUGUAACUAUAUUAUCGUCGACCGACCGUAUAAUCACUGUGCCUGAGACAACCACUCUGCCUACCGAAAAUCCAUGCGACAUAGUAACCGUCAUCGUCAGAAUGCAAGGUUACAGGAAAGGCGAUACAAACGCUCCUCUUUCCCAAGAUCCGACCGUGGCUUUAUCUCCUUCCGAGACUGAAAUUUCUACCGUCCCAAUCGACUAUACCACCAUCACAAGCACAGGCACAGACACCGGUACCUCCACCAUCACCGAGGCCCCGUCAGGAUCUGGCCCUGGUACGGUGAUUGUUGUGGUACCGAGCCCAUUGGUCCCAUACGUGACCGUAACAUCCUAUGAUCGUUCGAUCACAGCUGCAGUCACGAGUACAACAGCUCCUAGAGGUCCUGGAGAAACUGGUACUGUUGUUAUCUAUGAUCCAUACGAAUGGGUGACCACGACCUCUUAUGACAAUGCCGCUUCAUCUGACUAUACAACGACUAUGUGGCCUUCUGCAUCUGGUCAUACAGGCACUGUAGUAGUCUUCAGACCGCAGCCAUAUACAACCAUUACAUCGUACGGGUCCGUCUCGACCGAUACUACAUACACCUCGCCUCCUCCUGCUCCUGGCCAGACAGGUGUUGUUUUAGUUGUAGUAAAGCAGCCAUAUACGACCGUUACCUCGUACGGAGGCGUUACGACUGAAUCUACAACCACCAUAGUUCCAUCCACUCCGGGUCAAACUGGCACCGUGGUUGUCUUUGAUCCUCAGUAUUACAUGACUAUCACUAGAUAUGGAAGCGUCACGGCGGCCGCUACAACAACUGCAAGCGGUGAUGGGUCCAGCCCAACUCUUACCGUCGUGGUUGAUCUACCUCAACCUUACACUACAGUUACUAGCUAUGGCACUUUCACUGCAGCUAGCACUAGAACAUAUCCGCCUUCUGCUGCAGGACAGACAGGCACUGUCGAGGUUGAUCUACCUCAGUCCUACACAACAGUCACGACUUAUGUUGAUGGAAUGACUGCUCCUCUUACCACAACGAACCAACCUGCUAAGGCUGGGGAUCCGGCCACUGUUGUUAUCAAGAGUCCUCAGGCAUACACAACCGUGACGAGUUAUGGUUCUUGGACCCAACCUACUACUACGACAUUGUCCCCAACUGGUCCUGGAGGGUUGGGUACUGUUCUUGUGGAGAGGCCUCAGUCAUACACAACAGUUACCAGUUAUGGUACGUAUACAACAGCUGUAACAAGCACCAUGGCACCAGUAUCUCCAGGUGGUGUUGCUACUGUUGUAGUAGGUUGGCCACAGCCAUACACGACUGUAACUAGCUAUGGCAGCUUUACAGCAGCAUCAACCACUACAAUGGCACCACCGUACCAAGGCGGUACAGGAACUGUUGUUGUAGACUUACCCCAGUCCUAUACGACUACUACAACCUGGGGUUCCUUCUCGUCAAGUGGUACCACUACCAUAUCACCAACGUCUCCGGGUGGCGUUGCUACAGUGGUUAUGCAAAAACCCCAACCAUACACUACUGUAACUAGCUAUACCAGCACUGUCUCAAUCCAGAGCACAUCCACUGGGACACCUGCUUCCGCCGGGCAGACUGCCACUGUAGUUGUCGUCGCUCCACCAGUUGGAACAAAGGCUGCAGAUCAGACAUGUGACAAUGGUGGUCUGGAAUACGCCAUCUAUACCAACUCGUACUACAACGCUGAUCCGCCCAAUUACUCUUCCCUCAACGUAACAUAUUUUAGCACAGCGGCACCGACUUACACUGGUAUUACGAGUUCCAUCGGCAUUACAGAACCAGGCGGAGUCAAAGCAGGAAACUCAGGCCCUGCUCAGGCUAUUUAUCCUGGCUCACCAAGUCAGACAUGGCAGUACAAGGCUGUGAACCAUCGGGCAUUCUUGUAUGCGCCAAUAAAUGGUACUUACUCUGUUGUUGUCCCAUACUCUGAUGAGGUUACACUCGUUUGGUUUGGUAAGAAGGCUCUGUCAACAUGGACACGUGCCAAUGCAGAUCUGGAGCAGAAUUUUUCAUCAGGGCCUUCCACCUCUAAGACCCUCAAGAUGCAGCUGACAGCAGGCACUUACACGCCGUUCCGGGUUUUCUGGGCUAAUGCUCAGGGAGACUAUUCUAUGAUAGUUACUGUUACAGCUCCGGACGGUACUGUAAUUGUUAAUGGCUCUGGGUCAUCAAGCAAAUACUUUGUUAGAUAUGCUUGUGAUUCUAGUACACCUGCUUAUCCUGCAUUUGGACGCGGUGGUUAA
This is a messenger RNA of Fusarium pseudograminearum CS3096, 2544 nucleotides long. RefSeq lists its product as uncharacterized. The transcript has 2 exons. Bases 1 to 2544 code for a protein of 847 amino acids. Gene Ontology annotation, biological process: cell adhesion. NCBI's taxonomy places the organism in Eukaryota, Fungi, Ascomycota, Sordariomycetes, Hypocreales, Nectriaceae. The record is from RefSeq and is a predicted model, not a curated record. Gene Ontology annotation, cellular component: fungal-type cell wall.